Messenger RNA from Sporothrix brasiliensis 5110, 348 nucleotides. RefSeq names its product F1F0-ATP synthase regulatory factor Stf2. The record is from RefSeq and is a predicted model, not a curated record. Bases 1 to 348 code for a protein of 115 amino acids. Lineage: Eukaryota; Fungi; Ascomycota; Sordariomycetes; Ophiostomatales; Ophiostomataceae. The transcript has a single exon.
AUGGCCGAUGCCUACUCGCCUGACGACAACAUGCCCAAGUUCUUUGCCAAGAACGGGUUUGCCGACGCCGACCCCAAGAAGACCAAGAAGAACGGCAAUGGCAAGGGCAACUGGGGCAGCAUGGGCGACGAGGUCAAUGACCAGCCCUUCAACUUUGCCAACCCUCGCCGCCGCUCCAACAGCAGCUCCAUGACCACCGACAUCAAGAACUUCAAGACCAAGUUUGACGUCAACGAGCCUGAGCCCGUCUUCGAGGAGGGCAUCCACGGUCCCCUCGAGGACGACGAGGACAUGCUCCGCUCCAUGGACUCGAACUCGACCGAGGGCUCCGAGGACAUGAAGAACUAG